UCUUAAAGUCACCCAUUUCGCAAUCAAUUUCAGUUGAACCUGUGCUUCUUGCAUCACAGCAUGCCUUCAAGCGCAUUUACGAUUACGCUGGGCGUUGUACUGGCUGUAAUAUCCGUCUGUCUUUCAUCUCCGGCUCACGGAAGUACUCCAGGGGGUGACAUUGAAGUUGAAGUUGGCGAUGGGAAGAUGCUUAAGCUGAAGGCAGUCGGAUGUUACAAGGACAAUGAAGACGAACGUGCAUUACGCAUUCCGUACCAUAACCACCGCAGGCAAAUAGACUGGUCCAAAUACCCAGACUUCACCGAGGUCAUCCGCGCAUGCGCAAAGGAGGCAUACGAAAAAGGCUUCACCAGCAUGUUCGGGGUUCAGUUCUAUGGAGAGUGCUGGAGUGACGAGCAAGCUGCCGCAAGAUUCAACAUGCAUCGGAUGUCAACCGACUGCGAUCAUGGUGUGGGAAAGAAAUUCACGAAUUUCAUAUAUGGAAUUUGUACGUGUAACUUUUAAAUGGUCACCGGACACCGACAAUACCAUUGCAGGAGUGAAGACAGGCCUUAUGCAACUUCGUUACAACUGUACUUGUUAUGAGAUAGGUUACUGCGAAAGGCUCUUCUUAUUUAAAUAACAUGGAAAAUUAAAUUUUAAUUCAGUGCUAAUCAAUGGUAAAAUUCUUCCCUAUUAAAAACAUUGUAAGUGA
Molecule: messenger RNA, 694 nt
Organism: Nematostella vectensis (starlet sea anemone)
Lineage: Eukaryota; Metazoa; Cnidaria; Anthozoa; Actiniaria; Edwardsiidae
Exons: 4
Coding region: 61-504 (147 amino acids)
Source: RefSeq, a predicted model, not a curated record